CUCCCGCUCGCGCGCCCCUUUUCUCCCUCCGCCGCCUGCAGCAGCAGGAGCCGCCGCCGCCCCGCCAGGCCUCCGCGCCGGACCCCUCCGAGGCCGCGUCCGCGGGGCAGGCCCCGGCUUGCUUCCCCUCCCCUCCCUCCCCUCCUCCGGUGCCGGCCCGCCCCGCUUCCCUUCCCCCCCCCCCCCCUUCCCCCUUCCCUCCUCCUCCCUUCCCUCGCCGGUGCCGGAGCCGCCACGCCGCCGCCAUGGAGCUCAUCACUAUCCUGGAGAAGACGGUCUCGCCGGACCGCUCCGAGCUUGAGGCGGCGCAGAAGUUCCUGGAGCAGGCGGCCAUCGAGAACCUGCCAACCUUCCUAGUGGAACUGUCCAGAGUGCUGGCAAACCCUGGCAACAGCCAAGUGGCCCGCGUGGCAGCCGGCCUGCAGAUCAAGAACUCCCUCACCUCCAAGGACCCCGACAUCAAGGCCCAGUACCAACAGAGAUGGCUCGCCAUCGACGCCAACGCCCGCAGGGAAGUCAAGAACUACGUUUUGCAGACAUUGGGUACAGAAACAUACAGACCCAGCUCAGCCUCUCAGUGCGUGGCUGGCAUCGCGUGCGCAGAGAUCCCCAUGAACCAGUGGCCAGAACUCAUUCCCCAGUUGGUAGCAAAUGUUACAAAUCAACACAGCACGGAGCACAUGAAAGAGUCGACGUUGGAGGCCAUUGGAUACAUCUGUCAGGAUAUAGAUCCAGAGCAACUUCAGGACAAAUCAAAUGAGAUCCUGACAGCCAUUAUCCAGGGAAUGAGAAAGGAAGAGCCCAGCAACAAUGUGAAGCUAGCAGCUACUAAUGCACUCCUGAACUCUUUGGAAUUCACCAAAGCAAACUUUGACAAAGAGUCUGAAAGGCACUUUAUUAUGCAAGUAGUCUGUGAAGCAACACAGUGUCCAGAUACAAGGGUACGAGUGGCUGCCUUACAGAAUUUGGUGAAGAUCAUGUCCCUUUAUUAUCAAUAUAUGGAGACCUACAUGGGUCCUGCGCUUUUCGCUAUAACUAUUGAAGCAAUGAAGAGUGACAUAGAUGAGGUGGCUCUACAGGGGAUAGAGUUCUGGUCAAACGUCUGUGAUGAGGAGAUGGACCUGGCUAUAGAGGCAUCUGAGGCAGCAGAGCAAGGAAGGCCUCCAGAGCACACUAGCAAAUUUUAUGCGAAGGGAGCACUACAGUAUCUGGUUCCAAUUCUAACACAAACAUUAACGAAACAGGAUGAAAAUGAUGAUGAUGAUGACUGGAACCCCUGCAAAGCAGCAGGAGUCUGCCUCAUGCUCCUGGCGACCUGUUGUGAAGAUGACAUCGUUCCUCAUGUGCUACCCUUUAUUAAAGAACACAUUAAGAAUCCAGAUUGGCGAUACAGAGAUGCAGCUGUGAUGGCUUUUGGGUGCAUUUUAGAAGGACCAGAGCCUAACCAGCUCAAACCACUAGUCAUACAGGCUAUGCCAACUUUAAUAGAACUAAUGAAGGACCCCAGUGUCGUGGUUCGAGACACAACUGCUUGGACUGUGGGCAGGAUCUGUGAGAUGCUCCCUGAAGCUGCCAUCAAUGACAUUUACCUCGCGCCGCUGCUGCAGUGUCUGAUGGAGGGCCUGAGUGCUGAGCCCAGAGUGGCCUCCAACGUCUGCUGGGCCUUCUCUAGUCUUGCUGAAGCUGCCUAUGAAGCUGCAGAUGUAGCUGAUGAUCAGGAAGAGCCAGCAACCUACUGCUUAUCCUCUUCAUUUGAGCUAAUAGUUCAGAAACUUCUGGAGACCGCAGAUAGGCCUGACGGACACCAGAAUAACUUGAGGAGCUCUGCAUAUGAAUCUCUGAUGGAAAUAGUGAAAAACAGUGCCAAGGACUGUUAUCCUGCUGUCCAGAAGACAACCCUGGUCAUUAUGGAACGACUUCAGCAAGUGCUGCAGAUGGAGUCUCAUAUCCAGAGCACCUCUGACAGAAUCCAGUUCAAUGAUCUUCAGUCUCUUCUUUGUGCUACUCUACAGAACGUCCUUCGGAAGGUCCAGCACCAGGAUGCUUUGCAGAUCUCUGAUGUGGUGAUGGCAUCUCUUCUGAGAAUGUUCCAGAGCACAGCAGGCUCAGGAGGUGUGCAGGAGGAUGCCUUGAUGGCUGUCAGCACCCUCGUAGAAGUCUUAGGUGGAGAAUUUCUGAAGUACAUGGAUGCCUUCAAACCAUUCCUUGGCAUCGGACUGAAGAACUAUGCUGAGUACCAGGUUUGUCUGGCUGCAGUGGGCCUGGUUGGUGACUUAUGCAGAGCCCUGCAAUCCAACAUCUUGCCAUUUUGUGAUGAGGUUAUGCAGCUGCUCUUGGAGAACUUGGGGAAUGAAAACGUUCACAGAUCUGUGAAGCCUCAGAUUCUCUCAGUGUUUGGUGAUAUUGCCCUUGCCAUUGGAGGAGAGUUUAAGAAGUACCUUGAUGUUGUACUGAACACCCUCCAGCAGGCCUCCCAGGCCCAGGUCGAUAAGUCUGACUAUGACAUGGUGGAUUAUCUGAACGAGUUGAGGGAGGGCUGCCUGGAAGCUUACACUGGCAUCAUCCAGGGACUGAAAGGAGACCAAGAAAACGUUCACCCGGAUGUGAUGCUGGUGCAGCCCAGGGUAGAAUUCAUUCUGUCUUACAUUGACCACAUUGCUGGAGAUGAGGAUCACACCGAUGGAGUAGUGGCAUGUGCUGCUGGACUGAUAGGGGAUUUGUGUACAGCUUUUGGAAAAGAUGUACUGAAAUUAGUAGAAGCUAGACCCAUGAUACAUGAACUGCUAACUGAAGGAAGAAGAUCCAAGACGAACAAAACAAAAACCCUCGCUACCUGGGCGACUAAAGAACUGAGAAAACUGAAGAAUCAAGCUUGAUCUUACCAUUGGGAUGACACCUGAGAGCCCCCACUGGAAAAUCUCCAAUCUUUUGAAAAAACAAAAAAAAAAUUAACCAACCAACCCGGAAGCGAGGAGUGUGCACGGAUGCUGAGUGUUUGGGAAUGAGAGGAUGAGUGAGUGAGGCUUGAAACACACCCCACUGAAAAUCCUGCCACGGCAACAGCAGCAGCUGUUAGCGAGAUGAGCACUGACUGGCGCAGAAAAACCUGGCAUCAGCCGUCUUCGGGAAGAGGGAAGGACCGAUUUCUGUCCGAGUAACGAGCGAGUCUCUUCUUGCAACACACCAGGGACUGGCUUCUCCGGCGUGGCCGGCGCGCAAGGUUUGAAGGAGAGGAAACCGGGUUCAACUGCGGUGCUCUUGGUCUGAGGUCUGGCAUUUUUUUGGCAGGGGUGGGGGGAGGGCGGGAGGGAGCUGCUAGAGAGAGAGAGAGAGAUGGAGCCUGAGAUCUCCAGCCGCCUGCUGUCACCUUUGCUGCACGAUGCUGUCGGUGCAGAGAUGGAGAAGUGAGGGGGGGAGGGUGAAGGAUUUUCAGUCUAGGAGUGAGUGUGUGUGAAUGAGGCGGUAUCCACAUUCUCAACUUCAAGUCAUUGCAGUUUAUGUUUUCCCAAAACAAACAAACAAAAAAAGAAAACCCCAUAUAAACAAAAAGGGGUUUUUUUAGCUGUUGCAUUUCAUAAACUAACCGGAGUUCAGUCUACUGAUGCAGCAUAAGAGAUGUAAAAUAAACAGAACAUAAGCAGAAAAGAGGAAAAACAAACAAAAAAAAAGAAAAAACAAAAAAAAAAAAGAAAAAAAAAGGAAAGUCGCUCUGUAGGGCUUUUUGUUUUAGGGAAACACUGACGAAUGUUCAGAGCUCCCGUUCUGAGUGACGCUUUUUCUCUCGGCUCAUCGAAGCGCCUUUCCUUCCUUAACGUUGUUCAACUGUGAAUGUAGAAAAGGGGAGGGGGGGGGAAAGGAAAAAAAACCACAAACCAAAUGCUUGUGUUAAAAGGAAUAGGAAUAAAAUUGUCAAACGAGAUUUCAGGCUUAAAAGCAUAAAGAAAAACCCAACAAAACGCCCGAUGAUGUACAAACAAAAUAGAGAUGUUAAGUGCUCUGAAUUGGCAGCGAGAACGCAAAGGGAAAGGUCUCUCCUGACUAGUACUGUAGCAGCCCUAACACCCACAAAAACAAAACAUUGUGCCAAAGAGUUGAAAAACAACAACAACGCCGACAAAAACAAACCGACCAAACUUCAGGUAAUACCUUGGAUUUUUGCAAAAGUAACGAGGAUAAAUUUUCAGUGUUCAACCAGAAUCUGAUAAAAUGCCGUUUGGAAACUGCUUGGCCUUUUGUGCUCUUUAUUUGAUCAGGUUUUAAUGUGGUAUUGGUCUCUUGCUGCACUUCAAAAAAACGACAAAAAAACAAAACAAACAAACAAAAAAAACCAAAAAACCAGGAAAAAAAAAAGGAAAAAAAGAGAAAUUUAUAUGAGAUAUAUAUAUACUGACUUGAGCUUACACAAGACGGCACUUGUAAAAGGUUAUAUUUUUCCACUGCAGUUGAAGAUUAAUAAAAUGGUGUCAAGCAUUCCCCAAUACUUCCUUUUUGUAUUCUUGGUCUUUCCAGUAAAAGGGGAAACCCAUUAAUUAAUGAUCAUCUACUAUUUUGGGGUGUUUUUUUUCCCCCCUAAAGAGUAGUAACAGUCCAAUGGGCGACUCCGCAGCCGGUGGGCUGGUUGCUGCUUCCCCCGUCACCCAGCGACUUUUUCACGUAUGAAGGAUCAGAAUCUCUCGUUUCCUCUUAAAAAUGACACUUUUUUUGCUUUUGGGGAAUGGCCCCUUGCUUAUCUUAGAUCGUCAGCAAUAAGCCAAGAGAAGAAAAACAGCAACAAACGAAAAAGCAAACGUGAACUGGAGGAGGUGCAGGGUUUUGAGACAGUUUUGUUUCAUUUCAUGGGUUUCUUAAUGCAGCUGUUGAUACAACCAGCAUUUGACUCUACAGUUGAACAUGGGCAUUUUUUUAAAGCUGCUCGUGGGAGGGAAUGUUAAAAAACCUUAGCCAGGUUUUUGGGGUUUUUAUUUUCUUUCUUUUUUUUUCUCUCAAGCAGCAGGUAAGGUUCUGCUUGCUUCCCCCCAAUUUCCUUCCCCCCCUCCCCAGUCUGAUCCUAGGACCCAUGACAAGUGGAGUCCACUUUCGUUGCCCAUCUGCACUGCAGCAUCCACACUAGCUCUUGUACAGGGUAUCAGAUAUGUGCCUUUCAGUGCUGGGUUCAGAUUGCAGUCGAAGUGCCGACUUUGAACCAGUGUACAAAAUAAAUAAAAGAAAAAAAAUAGGCCCAGGUCUGGAGAGGAGGAGGAGGAGGAGCUCUGUGAGCUGGGAGCCAGCUCCCGAGCACGGGCUGGGGAAGAGGCCUGGGUCACGUUUCUAGUAAUGCCUUUUCUUUUUAUUUUGUUUCAGGAGGAGGGGUGGGAUUUCCUAGAAAAACAAAAUAACUAUAAAAAAAGAAAAAGCCAUUCCUGAAGUUGGGGAGGGGGCGUGGAGGGACAAAAAUCUGAUCAUUCCUCAGUGCUACCUGUUUCUGUCCUGUGUGGCUGUUCAGCUGUAGACAGCAGGAGAAUAAAGUACACUGAGACAGUAGUGGAAACAAA
Colius striatus (speckled mousebird) is the source of this 5531-nucleotide messenger RNA. Its product is annotated as importin subunit beta-1. NCBI's taxonomy places the organism in Eukaryota, Metazoa, Chordata, Aves, Coliiformes, Coliidae. The coding region runs from base 246 to 2876 and encodes 876 amino acids. Gene Ontology annotation, molecular function: small GTPase binding; nuclear import signal receptor activity. Gene Ontology annotation, cellular component: nucleus; cytoplasm. The transcript has 22 exons. Gene Ontology annotation, biological process: protein import into nucleus. The record is from RefSeq and is a predicted model, not a curated record.